CAUCAAUAAUAAUAAAUACUAGUUGGUCAAACAUGCAGAACGAAAAACACAAGGAGUCGUCGAGUGAAAUUUUAAAGAAAAUCAAUUCUGGCGAAUACCGGCUUGUGAAGAAAAAUAAACGCAGCACAGUUUGGCAUGUUUACAGAGAAAUAGAAAGGCGGGAUGGCACAUUACUGAAGUGGAGAUAUUUUUGUGUUGGUUGUAAGCGCGUAAUGCAAUCCACUGGUGGCACAACUUCGAACCUCCGCAUACACAAAUGCCAUAUGCGAUACUUAAAGAACAACGCCAUUAUUGAGAACAACGCAGCCGCCCGGGAAAAGGCACAGGCGCAACGCACACACAACAGCCCAAAAUAUGUCGCUGUAAAAGGGCGCAAUACUACAAUUUACGAAGAAUACUACCAUGGUGAAUGGGAUAAUGAGGAACAAGUAAGCGAUGUCGAUCCCGAGGAUGAUAUACAAUCAGCGGAAGAUCCAACCUCAGUGGUCGAGGUACCUAAUGAAAGUGAGGAAACAGCUGAGCAGACGCCGGGAAAUGCGCGGCCGCUCUUUAAGUUUUUCUCCGACGAAUCCUGGUCGGUUGCAACCGAAGAGCAGCCAAUCGAAAUGGAUAACAAUCCCACGGAAAUAGUUUCACCAGUUAGUUUCAAAAAGGAAACUAUCAAACCCAGUUCUAUGACAGUAGAAAUUGAUGCCAAUGCUCUGGCGGAAGCUGAAAGCUACGCUCAGGCUUGGGCCCAUGCCUUCCUUAAACUCAACGAAGACCAAAAAUUCUAUGCAAAAAGAUCGAUCGACGAGCUUUUGGUGCUGGGUCGCUUGCAAAGACUUUCCCUUUCUACGGUAACAUCGCUAACAACAAAUUUAUAAAAUCAAGAGUUGAUACGCCAAUAACCAAUAUCUUAAUUAGGAUAGUUCAUGCAUUCUUGAAAUUGAUACUUUCCCAAUUGUCGGAGUAGUAGAAGAAAUGAAGACAAUCGCAAUAGCAAGUUCGAUGACUAUGGUUUAAGCUUAGCAAGUUUCUUCAUUCAAACAGAGGGACAUGGCCAGUCAUCCUGCCAAAUUAUUUUUACCUUGCUCGGUCUGAUAUCGCUCCUUCUACCAGCAGUAUUUUAUAAUACCUCUUUACCCUUCGAGUACAGGCUAUAAUUGUAAAGCUUUUGGAGCUUUACAUCAAAUCGGCGCAAAUAGAUUGGACAUUUCGAUUGAAUUUCAAUGGUUUUUAAAAAUCUUAAUUUGUCUAAUAUUUAACAUAAAACUUUAUUUUGAAAUAAAAUAAAAAUGCAAGUCGAAUACUGAAAUCUUAAAA
This is a messenger RNA of Scaptodrosophila lebanonensis, 1305 nucleotides long. RefSeq lists its product as uncharacterized. Gene Ontology annotation, molecular function: DNA binding. NCBI's taxonomy places the organism in Eukaryota, Metazoa, Arthropoda, Insecta, Diptera, Drosophilidae. The coding region runs from base 33 to 866 and encodes 277 amino acids. The record is from RefSeq and is a predicted model, not a curated record. The transcript has 3 exons.